Apaloderma vittatum (bar-tailed trogon) is the source of this 2019-nucleotide messenger RNA. RefSeq names its product muscle, skeletal receptor tyrosine protein kinase. The transcript is spliced from 15 exons. The record is from RefSeq and is a predicted model, not a curated record. NCBI's taxonomy places the organism in Eukaryota, Metazoa, Chordata, Aves, Trogoniformes, Trogonidae. Bases 1 to 2019 code for a protein of 672 amino acids. Gene Ontology annotation, biological process: synapse organization; homophilic cell-cell adhesion. Gene Ontology annotation, cellular component: axon; plasma membrane; neuronal cell body. Gene Ontology annotation, molecular function: protein binding; axon guidance receptor activity.
AUGAAUGACUUGUUGAAGGUGCCCCUGGUGCACGUCCUCAUAUUGGCAGCCCUCAGCUUGGCCAAGACACUCCCGAAAGCUCCCUUGAUCAGCACUCCUCUGGAAACUGUGGAUGCACUGGUAGAGGAUGUUGCCAAGUUUGUCUGCGUAGUGGAGUCAUACCCUGAGCCGGAGAUUACAUGGACUCGCAACAGCAUUCCCAUCAGGCUGUUUGACACCCGGUACAGCAUACAGAGGAAUGGGCAGCUCCUGACCAUCCUGAGCGUGGAGGACAGCGAUGAUGGGGUGUACUGCUGCACAGCGGAUAAUGGGGUUGGAGCGGCUGCCCAGAGCUGUGGGGCUCUCCAAGUGAAAAUGCGACCCAAAAUAACCCGACCGCCUAUAAAUGUGGAAAUAAUAGAAGGGUUAAAGGCUGUGCUUCCAUGCACUACAAUGGGGAAUCCAAAACCGUCUGUUUCAUGGAUCAAAGGAGAAAUGGUUGUAAAGGAGAAUGCUCGCAUUGCUGUCCUCGAUUCUGGGAAUUUAAGGAUCCACAACGUUCAGAGAGAAGAUGCAGGACAGUAUCGAUGUGUAGCCAGGAACAGCCUGGGCACAGCCUAUUCGAAACCUGCAAUGGUCGUAGUGGAAGUUUUUGCCAGAAUCCUGAAGGCUCCUGAAUCCCAAAAUAUCACCUUUGGUUCUGUGGUGACAUUGCGGUGCACAGCAACCGGCCUUCCAGUCCCCACCGUUACCUGGCUUGAAAAUGGAAAAGCUGUUUCUGCAGGUUCCAUAGCAGAAAGUGUCAAGGACAGAGUGGUUGACUCCAGACUGCAGGUGUAUGUCACUCGACCUGGCCUGUUCACUUGCCUCGCCACGAAUAAACACAGCAAAACUUUCGGAGCUGCAAAAGCUGCAGCAACCAUCAGUGUUUCAGAGUGGAGCAAGCUUUACAAGGGUGAUGCAGGCUACUGCAGCACGUACAGAGGUGAGGUGUGUAAUGCCAUCUUGGCAAAGAAUGCUCUUGUUUUCUUCAACUCCUCCUAUGCGGACCCAGAGGAGACCCAAGAACUGCUUGUGCACACUGCCUGGACUGAGCUGAAAAUGGUGAGCUCGUUCUGCCAGCCAGCUGCUGAGUCUCUGCUGUGUAACUACAUCUUCCAGGAGUGCAAUCCCUCAGGAGCUGGGCCAGCUCCAAAACCAGUGUGCAGAGAGAAUUGCCUUGCUGUAAAGGAUCUCUACUGCUUUAAGGAAUGGCUCUCAAUGGAAGAAAACUCUCAGAAGGGGAUUUACAAACCAGGGCUGAUGCUGCUCGCUCUUCCCGAAUGCAACAGGCUGCCCAGCCUGCACCAAGAUCCCAGCGCCUGCACCCACAUCCCUUUCUUUGAUUUUAAGAAGGAGAAUAUAACCAGAACUUGCUACAGCGGCAAUGGUCAGUUUUACCAGGGUUGGGCCAAUGUCACAGCCUCCGGCAUUCCCUGUCAGAAGUGGAGCGACCAGGCUCCCCACUUGCACAGAAGGACUCCUCAAGUUUUCCCUGAGCUGUCUGAUGCCGAGAAUUACUGCCGCAAUCCAGGAGGUGAGAACGAACGUCCCUGGUGCUACACAAAAGACCCAUCCGUGACCUGGGAAUACUGCAGCGUGUCUCCCUGUGGAGAUGCAUUGUCGUCACUAGGAACAAGAAGACCAAAUGGAGAGACUCCAGGUCUCCCUCCUCCUCCCUUUUCCCCUACAUACUCCAUGACUGUUAUAAUCUCGAUCAUCUCCAGCUUUGCCCUGGUUAUGAUUCUUGGCAUUGCCACUCUGGUUUGCUGCCGUCGUCGAAAGCAGUGGAAAACCAAAAAAAGGGAGUCAGAGACACCAACACUCACCACUCUGCCCUCCGAACUCCUCCUGGACCGGCUGCACCCCAACCCAAUGUACCAGCGGAUGCCCCUCCUUCUCAAUCCAAAAUUGCUCAGCCUGGAGUAUCCAAGAAACAAUAUUGAAUAUGUGAGAGAUAUUGGGGAAGGAGCAUUUGGGAGAGUCUUCCAAGCAAGGUAA